CUAGCAUACAACAUACAUACUACAUACGUAUAUUAUACACGUUUAGCGUUUAAAGUUGAGUAGAGCGUUGUUGGGUUGUCUCCUUACCUUACUACACUCCUUGGAGUAUCGGGACUGGGAUAGGAUUGUAUUGGGGAGAGUGAGGAACGCUGGCUACGUCGUACGCCAAGGCGAGACGAGCACCAGUUACCGCGGAGCCGUUGCCUUGACGACACACGCGUGUGUUGACGCAUGCGCCUGGGUUCUACGCGGUCAAGUCUCGCUCGGUUAAGUGUUUGUUUAUUGUAAACGAUACAACACCUCCAAGAGGACCGCAGCUACUUGUGUGUAUUUCUUCAAUUGUUUUAUUAUAAUUCCACCAAGUGUGGUAAGCGGAAAAAAAUUAUACUUUUGGGUGUCAGUUGAAUGGUUCCGCGGGAGGCCGCCCUUGAGAGUGUCUGGGAGCAUCCAGAGCCGGAACAGCGAGGCUUUUACGACUCGCCGCCCCCCCGGAUGGACGUGAGCGUGUGCUGCUUGCAGCCCAGCGCCGGCUCGGGGGUCCAGCACCCUUCUUCCUCGACUCACCACCACCAGGCUCAUCACAUAGGGCACCACAUCGGGGCCCACCACCACGGCCAUCAUCAUCUCAAUCACGUAACACACGGGCAUACUCAUAACAACCACGGUCACGGGCAUCACCACGUCCAGAGUGGCCUCCCGUCCGCGGGCCAGCCGACGAUUCACCCGACUUAUCAGUAUGCUGAUCAAAUAGUCCCCGAUCGGGGUCAGCCCGAUGGACUUACGCUGGUCAACGGUGCCCAGGAUGCUUGGCAGCAGAAUGCUUCCACCGGCGCGACAGGGAUACCCAAUGCUACUACUUAUAUUGACUACUCCUGGCUGCAAAUGCAGACCUCAGACCUGGACACACUAUUAUGCCGCCAAGACCUUGAGCAACUCCAAAAGCUGGAUGAAGACGACCCGGAAAAGAGCGCGCGCGAGGCCUUACCAAUUGAAGACUUCUUCGAGACGGGGCCAGUGGGAGCUUGCAGACCCCAAGCGAGUUUUGUUUCCUCCCGGAGCCAGCCAGCGAGCAGCGACGAUGACGUCUUCCUCAGGCCGCCGCUCUGGGAAGACAUCACCUCGAGCAUCCAGAAGCUGGACCCGGAGAACGCGGACAUGCUCGGCUCCCAGUCGACGCUUUCCGCUGCUUCCUCGACCUCUCACGUCAAAAUGGAGACCGAGGACGUGACCUCGCCCGUCCUCUCGCCUGUCGAGAUAAAAAGCGAGCCUCUCGCCCCCCAGCCGACUCUCCACCUCCUGGAGGGCCGCCAGACCGUCGGCUUCCGGGACCGAAAUGGUCUCAAGAGCUUUCAGAACAAUAAUAAUAAUAACACUCCUAAUAAUAACAAUAAUAAUAAUAGUAAUAGUAAUAACAACAAUAAUAGUAGUAGUAAUAAUAAUAGUAAUAGUAAUAGUAGUAAUAAUAAUAAUAAUAAUAGUAGUAGUAAUAACAAUAGUAAUAGUAAUAAUAAUAAUAAUAACAACGAGUCGCCGACGAACCAUCACAGUCAUCAAGGAUCGGGUACCGCGAGCUCGCCACUCUACGGAUCGAUGACGAGGCUGAUGUACGUCUCUCCGUUGACGCCUCCAAUCUCAGACCCCGGCUCGCCCCUCGGUGGCCCUCCUAGACGGACUCCUCCGCCUCCUUACCCUCAGCCGCCUAUGUUGAAUCCUUCGCAUAGGAUCCAGAGCUCGGGGAUCGCUAAGUUUAAUCGCAGGAAUAAUCCUGAGCUGGAGAAACGCAGAGUGCAUCAUUGCGAUUUUAUUGGUUGUACAAAGGUCUACACAAAAAGUUCGCACCUGAAAGCCCACCAGCGGAUACACACAGGUGAAAAACCAUACCAGUGCCAAUGGCCAGAAUGCGAAUGGAGAUUUGCCCGAAGCGACGAAUUGACCCGUCAUUACCGCAAGCACACAGGUGCUAAACCGUUCAAGUGUGCAGUCUGCGAGCGAUCAUUUGCGAGAAGUGAUCAUUUAGCACUGCACAUGAAGCGGCAUCUCCCUAAGCAACACGCCAAGUGACAAGAGACCACCUCGGUGGAGCACCAGCCCUUCGAUAUUAACUCACUACCAACUCUAUCUUCUCAAGACUGGUCUUGAAGCCGAGUUUCAACCUUUAUAUCAAAUUAUUAUCAAUUAUAUUUGAUCCAGCGGACGUUCUCCAACUCGACGAAACUCUUCGGUUCUUCUUCUUUUUCAUCUUUUUUCUGCGCCGCCAUCACCUUUACUAAUUAUAAUCAUCAAUUAUCAAUAAAUAUAUGUAUGUCAAAUAUUAAUUAAUUAGCAGCAAACGCACGCGUAAUACUUGCCCUGUACUUAAUUGUUUACGGUGGCUGGUCCACAAAUAUCUAAUAAGUCUCUCUACUGUAUUUUUCAUAUAUUAAAUUAUAGUUAUUCAGUCAAAAAUAUUCAUUUUUAAUUA
Molecule: messenger RNA, 2461 nt
Organism: Cotesia glomerata
Lineage: Eukaryota; Metazoa; Arthropoda; Insecta; Hymenoptera; Braconidae
Product: zinc finger protein 37-like
Exons: 5
Coding region: 406-2061 (551 amino acids)
Biological process (GO): regulation of transcription by RNA polymerase II
Molecular function (GO): RNA polymerase II cis-regulatory region sequence-specific DNA binding; DNA-binding transcription factor activity, RNA polymerase II-specific
Source: RefSeq, a predicted model, not a curated record